Molecule: messenger RNA, 1359 nt
Organism: Paramecium tetraurelia
Lineage: Eukaryota; Ciliophora; Oligohymenophorea; Peniculida; Parameciidae
Exons: 5
Biological process (GO): cilium assembly; cilium movement involved in cell motility; axoneme assembly
Cellular component (GO): axoneme; radial spoke
Source: RefSeq, a predicted model, not a curated record
AUGGAGGAGCAAUUAUAAUAAAUAUUCAAUUCCAAAUACAAAAAUAAGACUCUCUACAAUCAUUUUUGUGAAUUGUACUAUCAGAUGCAAGAGAAUAAAUAUUAUAAUGCAAAAAAUUUAGCAGAUUUUGAAGAUUUGAGUAAUUUUAUUAAAGAGAACAGAUUUUAUCAUGUUCCACUCUAAUCAGCAGAUAAGGUUAAUAAUUUAAAAGAUAAAGCAUUCCCAUGGUAAGAAUAUUGUGCUAAAUUAAUGUAACUUAUUCAAUUCAAAGUUAAAUAAGUUAAUGCCAAUAUCUAGAAUUUUCUAAAAUUAAACACCUUAUUGAAUAUCGUUGGGUAUGGUGUCAAUGAUGAUGAUGCAUACGUAAUAUAAUAAUGUCUUAAACAAAUUGCAUAAAGAGAUCCAAAUAUUUAAAGCGUACGUUUUUGGGGGAAAAUACUAGCACAACAAAAGGAUUACUUUGUUAUUGAAGUUACAUUAAAUAAAUAAAUAAAAGAACCCCAACCUCCUGAUUGUGAUGAAAAACUAAAUGAAUAUGUACAUUAUGUCACUUAAGAUUUUUUGGAAGAUUGGGCCUUAUUGCCAUAAAUAACACGCAAAUAAAUGGAAGCCAGUAGAUUAAUUACUUACGUUUUCAGUGGAGAUCUUAACAAAAACAUAAUUUAAUAUCCAUACUUUGAAGGGAAAGAAAAACAUCUAUUGAAAGCUUAAAUAUUAAGAAUAACACACGCCAAUUUAUUAGCUCCACGAGGGUUGUAUAAAUAUGACGAUGAAACAAAAACAAUAGGAUUUGAAGAAGAAUUCAAGAUGCCUGAAUCAACUCAAUUGGCAACUAUGGAUGAAUGGGUUCAUUUGCCUGCUUAUAUUUUAAAAUAAGGAAGAAUUACAUUUUAUGAAGAUCCUUCUUUAAAGGAAGAAGAAUUAAAUUAGAUGAAGGAGUCUGACCCUGAAUAAGAGAGAUUAAAAUCAAUUAAGGAUGAUAAACAAUUUGAAUAAAAUGAUGGUAAUUGGUUGAUUAAAAUUUUUGGAGAAACAUAAUAAUAUACUGUCAAUUCAGAUGAAUAAUUACCUUUAAGUUAUUAAGUAGUCUUGUUGAGAAAUUUUUUGUGGCCUGGAGCAGUGACUGUUAGCAAUUCGAAUGAAUACAUAAGUGUUUACUUUGGAUAUGGGUUGAAGAAUCAAUAACAUUCUUUUAAUCCUUUGGCUCCAAAAGAUGUGCAAGAGGAUCCUGAAGACAUUGAUGAAGUUCCUGAACCAAAUCCCAGAGAACAGCCAGAUGAGUUGGAACCAGAUAGUGAUGAUGAAAGAAGAAGAGAAUAGGAGAGAAGGGAAGCUGAAUUACAAUAGUAAUAAGAAUGA